Messenger RNA from Lactuca sativa (garden lettuce), 11554 nucleotides. RefSeq names its product protein SPIRRIG. NCBI's taxonomy places the organism in Eukaryota, Viridiplantae, Streptophyta, Magnoliopsida, Asterales, Asteraceae. Gene Ontology annotation, molecular function: protein binding. The record is from RefSeq and is a predicted model, not a curated record.
AGAAGAAAAGCAAAGGGUUUAGCAGUUUGUUUGUGAAAGGAAGAAAGUUUCAGAGAGAGAGAAAGAGAAAAUUGCAGAGCGAGAAACAAACGGCGAGUUGCCGUCCAGCGACAAUUAGAUAUCGGGUGCUAGGGCACAAAAAUUAAAAAGAGGACAUUGUAAUACGAGGAUGCAGACAGAUCAGCAUUCUCGUUGAAGAUUAUAAUCUCAGAUCUUUUUUCAUCUAUUUUCUUGUUCCAAAUCGAAACCCUAAUUGACUUCGUCCGAUCAGCUGACUUUGUGUUAUUUUUUUCAUCAAUUUCUGUUGAAACUAUUUGACGGAGGAUUUUUGGGGUUAUAUCAGCUCGGAGAUCCUCCUAAGUUAAAGGGUUGUAAUCGGAUCCGGUUUGCCGUUAAAUUGAGCGGCUGUUUGUUUCCUUUUCCGGCGGAUGAGAGGUGAUUAAAACAAUGAAAUGGGUAUCAUUGCUUAAAGACUUUAAAGAAAAGGUCGGGUUGACAGCGCCUGCAUCUGCUGCAUCUUCUCCAUCAUCAUCUACCUCCCUAUCACCUUUCUAUCCUGAUAAUAAUAACAAUGCUACUUCUUCAUCACCAAAUUACUUCUCGUCUUCUUCUUCAAGAGACAAAUAUGAACUGGAAUUGGACUUCAAGAGACAUUGGGAAGAGUUUCGUUCGUCAUCUUCGGAGAAGGAAAAAGAAAAGGCCUUGAAUAUGACAAUCGAUGUCUUUUGUAGAUUUGUAAAGCAACAUUCUAAUGUAGCACAAUUGAUUACCAUGUUAGUAGAGACACACAUAUUUUCUUUUGUGGUUGGUAGAGCAUUUGUUACAGAUAUCGAAAAGCUUAAAUUGAGUAGCAAAGCACGCAUGUUAGAGAUUGAAAGUUUGAUGGGCUAUUUUUUGGAGGUCACAGAGGAUGGAAUUCAGCCUGGCUCAAAUCUUUUGCAGGCAGUGGAAUUUCUUGUAUCCGGGCCUAUUGAUAAACAAUCUCUCCUUGAUUCUGGGAUCUUAUGUUGUCUGAUUUAUAUUCUCAAUGCCCUUUUGGGUCCUGAUGGAAGAAAUACAAGGCAAAAGGUAACAUCCGUUGAAGAGGAACCAGAAGCCAUGGAUAGCCCAGGUCCAGAUCGACGCCUUGAGGUAGAAGGCAGUGUUGUGCAUAUUAUGAAGGCAUUGGCAAGCCAUCCUGCAGCUGCUCAGAGUUUAAUUGAAGACAAGUCACUUCAAUUACUCUUUGAGAUGGUUGCCAAUGGAUCUUUAAUUUUAUUUUCAAGAUAUAAGGAAGGUCUUGUUCCCUUGCACAGUAUUCAGCUCCAUAGACAUGCAAUGCAGAUUCUUGGUCUUCUUAUGGCUAAUGACAAUGGAAGCACCACCAAGUACAUAAGGAGGCAUCAGCUGAUAAAAGUACUGCUAAUUGCUGUGAGGGACUUCAAGCCUGAAACUGGAGACCCUGCAUAUACAAUGGGAAUUGUGGACUUGUUGCUUGAAUGCAUAGAAUUGUCUUAUAGACCUGAGGCUGGUGAUAUCAGACUGAGGGAGGAUGUUCGUAAUGCUCAUGGAUACCAAUACCUUGUUCAGUUUGCAUUAGUUCUUUCAAAAGUUCAGGACUUUGAACACAUUUCUUCUUCAGAAGGGUUAACGAGAACUAGUGACUCAGAAAUGCAAGAUGUAAAGGGAAGAGGUGACACCUCAUCAGAAGGCCUCUCACCCACUCUGUCUAGAUUGCUUGAUGUUCUUGUCAAUCUAGCUCAAACAGGUCCACCUGACACAGCGUUGACCGGGUCAAAGGGUAAUCGCAGUAAACAAACAUCGUCUUCUGAUCGGUUUCCAGAUGAUGGGUGGGAAAAGGACAAUUAUAAAGUCAAAGAUAUUGAUGCCAUACAAGUGUUACAAGACAUUUUUCUCAAAGCAGAUAGUAGGGAGCUUCAGGCUGAAGUGCUCAACAGAAUGUUUAAGAUUUUCUCAAGUCAUCUCGAGAACUACAUGCUGUGUCAGCAGUUACGAACAGUGCCCUUGUUGAUCCUGAACAUGGGUGGCUUCCCUCCUUCUUUACAAGAAAUCAUCCUUAAGAUUCUUGAAUAUGCAGUGACUGUUGUUAACUGCAUACCUGAACAAGAACUGCUAGCACUUUGCUGUUUAUUGCAACAACACAUAUCAUCCGAAUUGAAGCACACAAUCCUAUCAUUCUUUAUAAAGCUAUUAUCCUUUGAUCAACAGUACAAAAGGGUAUUGCGAGAAGUUGGUGUGCUGGAAGUUUUAUUAGAUGAUCUGAAACAGCACAAGUUUCUAUUGGGUCCAGAGCAACACAAUGGUAACACUGAUGACCUGGAAAAAAAGUCAAACUCCAGCAGCUUCAAGAAACAUUUACACAGUAAAGACGCGAUUAUUUCAUCUCCAAGAUUAUUGGGUUCUAGUUCUGGAAAGCUCUCACUUUUUGAAGCAGAAGGCACGAUCUCAGCUUCUUGGAAUUGUUUGUUCUAUUUACUGAAGAAAGCAGAACAGAAUCAAGUAACAUUCCGGGCUGCUAAUGGUGUAACUACUGCUCUACCAUUUUUGGUGUCUGAUAUCCAUCGUCCAGGUGUCCUUCGUGUCAUAUCAUGUUUAAUCAUUGAAGAUUCUUCACAGGUUCAUUCAGAGGAACUGAGCAUGCUGGUUGAAGUAUCAAAGAGUGGGAUGGUUACCAGUUCUUUAGGAUCUCAAUAUCGCCUUCAAUAUGAUGCAAAAUGUGAUGUUUUUGGAGCUUUAUGGAGGGUUUUAGGAGCUAACAGUUCUGCUCAGAGAGUAUUUGGUGAAGCCACUGGGUUUUCUCUUCUUCUAACAACACUUCAUAGUUUCCAGGGAGAUAAAGGGCUGAUUGAGCCAUCUCUUCUACCAGUUUGCAUGAAAGUUUUCACAUAUUUAUUGCGUGUAACAACAGCUGGUGUGUGCAAUAAUGCUGUCAACAGGGAAAAGUUAAAUACAAUUAUAUCUUCACACACUUUCUAUGAUCUUUUAUCCGAGUCUGGCUUGAUUUGUGUGGAGUGUGAAAGACAAGUAAUUCAAUUACUCCUUGAACUUGCACUUGAGAUUAUACUCCCGCCAUUUUCAACACCAGAAACUGCCACAUCAUCAAAUGCUCUUGCAAGUUCUUCUGCUGCUUUUUCUGUCAUUACUCAAUCAGGCUUGUUUCUUCCUGAUAAAGAGCGGAUAUAUAAUGCUGGUGCUUUGAAGGUCCUCAUUCGUUCAUUGUUGCUCUUUACUCCAAAAUUACAGCUGGAGUUGCUGAAACUUAUCGAAGAGCUUGCUUCAGCUGGACCUUUUAAUCAAGAAAACCUAACAUCUGCUGGUUGUGUGGAGCUUCUUUUGGAGACAAUAUAUCCUUUCCUUUCGGGUUCAUCCUCUCUACUUUCCCAUGCUUUAAAGAUUAUUGAAGUACUCGGGGCUUACAGGUUAUCAACAGCAGAACUUAGAAUGAUUAUCAGAUGUCUUCUGCAAAUGAGACAGAGGAAUCCUGGUCAUAUUCUUGUUGAUAUGAUGGAAAGAAUAGUUGUGAUGCAAGAUACGGCUUCAGAAAACGUUCCCCUUGCACCAUUUAUAGAAAUGGACAUGAGAAAGAUCGGAUAUGCAUCGAUUCACGUGUCAUUAGGAGAAAGAUCAUGGCCUCCUGCUGCAGGCUAUUCAUUCGUGUGUUGGUUUCAACAUCACAAUUUCCUGAAAUCAAAUUCAAAAGAUGUUGAAUCUUCAAAUACCGUAUUUUCCAAAAGGAAUACAAGUACCACGGGCCCACAAGUUCUACGGUUGUUCUCAGUUGGUGCAACAGAUGGUGGUGAUACAUUUUAUGCAGAGAUCUGUCUUCAAGAAGAUGGAAUAUUAACCCUUGCAACCAGCAAUUCAUCUUCAUUGUCUUUUUCAGGGUUAGAUGUUAAUGAAGACCAAUGGCAUCACCUUGCAGUGGUACACAGCAAACCAAAUGCUUUGGCUGGACUAUUUCAAGCCAGUGUUGCAUACGUGUAUCUUAAUGGGAAGCUUAGACACACAGGGAGACUAGGGUAUUCCCUCUCUCCUGCUGGUAAGUCCCUACAGGUAACAAUUGGGACACCUCUAACCUUCUCAAGGGUCAGUGAUUUGUCAUGGAAGCUACGAUCUUGCUAUCUGUUUGAAGAAGUAUUGACACCUGGUUCCAUAUAUUUUAUGUAUAUUUUGGGCCGAGGGUACAGGGGACUUUUUCAAGACACAAAUCUUCUUCAGUUUGUCCCUAGCCAGGCUUGUCGUGGGGGUAGUAUGGCCAUUUUAGACUCUUUGGAAACCGAUUUGGCAUUGGUUUCCAACAUUCAGAGGCCUGAGAGUGCUGCAAAUAAGCAAGGAAGUUCUAAGACAGAUCGUAGUGGAAUGGUUUGGGAUUUUGAAAGAUUAGGGAACCUCGCGCUUCAGCUCUCUGGAAGGAAACUCAUAUUUGCAUUUGAUGGAACAUCAACAGAAGCCUUUCCAGCUUCCGGAACUUUGUCAAUGCUCAAUUUAGUUGAUCCCCUGUCAGCAGCUGCUUCUCCUAUUGGAGGCAUACCACGGUUUGGACGUCUUCAUGGUGAUGUUUAUGUCUGUAAGCAUUGUGUAAUUGGUGAAACUGUGCGUCCCAUUGGUGGAAUAUCUGUUGUGUUAGCUCUUGUUGAAGUAGCAGAAACCAGUGACAUGCUGCAAAUGGCAUUGACUCUCCUUGCUUGUGCACUUAAUCAAAAUCCACAAAAUGUUAGAGACAUGCAAGCAUGUAGAGGGUAUCACUUGCUAGCUCUCUUUUUACAUUCCAGAAUGUCUCUGUUUGACAUGCGAUCACUCGAGAUCUUUUUCCAAAUUGCUGCUUGUGAGGCUUCUUUUCCUGAACCCAAAAAGUUGGAAGAAACUCAGCAUAAUCUGUCACCUUCAGUCACCCUGAAUGAAUUUGAUGACCUAAACCUGUCAUCAUCGAAGUUCCGCGAUGAAAUUUCUUCAGCUAGUUCUCAUGAGGAUAUGGAUGAUUUUUCUUUACAAAAAGAUAGUUUCAGUCGUAUGUCUGAACUCGAUGAUAAUGAUAUCCCUCCCGAAACAUCAAAUUGCAUAGUUCUUUCAAAUGCAGAUAUGGUUGAACACGUGUUACUUGACUGGACUGUAUGGGUAGCAGCUGAGGUUCCAAUACAGAUUUCUCUUCUUGGAUUUCUUGAAAAUCUUGUUUCUAUGCAUUGGUACAGGAAUCAUAAUCUCACCAUUUUGCGUAGAAUAAACCUUGUUCAACAUCUCCUUGUAACUCUCCAAAGAGGUGAUGUUGAGGUUCCUGUACUCGAAAAACUGGUUGUCCUUUUAGGAGUUAUCUUGGAGGACGGAUUCGUCAUUUCUGAACUGGAACACGUUGUAAGGUUUGUGAUUAUGACUUUUGACCCCCCUGAACUGUCAUCCCGGAAUGAGAUAUCAAGAGAAGCAAUGGGGAAGCAUAUUAUUGUUAGAAACAUGCUGCUUGAGAUGUUAAUCGAUCUCUUGGUCACAAUCUCAUCAGAAGAGCUUCUUGAACAAUGGCAUAAGAUCGUGUCUUCAAAGUUGGUGACUUAUUUUCUUGAUGAAGCUGUUCAUCCCACCAGUAUGAAAUGGGUCAUGACUCUUCUUGGUGUGUGUCUCACCUCUUCACCUACUUUCGCUCUCAAAUUCAGAACAAGUGGAGGGUAUCAAGGUCUAAUGAGGGUGCUCCCUAGUUUCUAUGAUUCCCCUGAUAUAUAUUACGUCUUGUUUUGUCUGAUAUUCGGGAAGCCAGUGUAUCCAAGAUUACCUGAAGUUCGCAUGCUGGACUUUCAUGCCCUUAUGCCGAGUGAUGGAAGUAAUGUACAACUAAACUUCUUAGAGCUUUUGGAUUCUGUAAUUGCAAUGGCGAAAUCGACAUUUGACAGGUUGUCUGCCCAGACAAUGCUGGCGUAUGGAAGUGGGAAUCUGAAUCAGGUUGGUGGUGGGCUUGUUGCAGACCUUGUGGAAGGAAAUGCAGAAAUGACUGGAGAGCUUCAGGGUGAAGCUCUGAUGCAUAAAACUUAUGCAGCACGUCUUAUGGGUGGAGAAGCUUCUGCUCCUGCUGCUACAGCAUCUGUUCUUAGAUUCAUGGUGGAUUUAGCCAAAAUGUGUCCUGCUUUUUCUGCUGUAUGUAGACGAGCUGAAUUCAUUGAGAGCUGUGUGGAUCUUUAUUUCUCCUGUGUCAGGGCUGCUCAUGGUGUGAUGAUGGCGAAGGAGAUGUCGAUAAAGGCAGAAGAGAAAAAUAUAAAUGAUGUUGAAGAGGCGGAAGGCUCUGUUAAGACUUCCAUCAGCAUGAGAAGCUUCCCUCCAGUGAGUGCAAGCUCUGAAGAUGUUCCUGCUGUCGCAGACAAUAUGGAUGGAAUUGGAAAUAAAACAGAGCUGAUCAUGACUUUGGAAUCACAGAUUCCGAGUUCAGAUUCCGAACCAGUUGAUCAGCCAUCUGUUAUCGACAGCAAGCAGUUCAAUUUCCAUGAUCUGAAAAUCACUCCAGUCUCUGUUCACCCAACUGGUUCACCAGGCUCACCAUCUUUAAGCAUAUACGAUUCUCCAAUCUUAUCUGAAAGAUCCACUUCCAGGUUUCAGUCACUCAACUCUCCAUCACAGGUUCUUGGUUUGCCAUCUUGGCUUGGAAGCUCCAAUGACUUAAAAUCUCAAUAUCAACCACUCGCCUCUCCUUCCAUGGACUCCUCCUCUUUAUCCCUCACUGAAUUCGAUUCAACUCCAGACUUUAGAUGGUCCCCACAAAUCCCAAACAUUUCAAAUACAAUUUUCACAGUCCAUCCGAAGCUGCUUCUUGAUGUGGAUGAUUCCGGUUAUGGUGGUGGCCCGUGUUCUGUUGGAGCAACCGCUGUGCUAGACUUCAUUUCAGAAGUUCUUGCUGAUUUUGUAACUGAGAACAUAAAAGCGACACCUGUUAUCGAAAGCAUUCUGGAAACUGUUCCUUUAUAUGUUGAUGCAGAAACCGUUUUGGUAUUCCAAGGGUUAUGCCUCACAAGACUCAUGAACUUUCUAGAAAGACGCCUCUUACGUGAUGAUGAAGAAGACGAGAAAAAACUCGAUAAAAACCGAUGGUCAUUGAAUCUAGACGCGUUAUGUUACAUGAUAGUUGACCGUGUAUACAUGGGUGCUUUCCCUCAGCCUGCUGCUGUAUUGAAAACACUUGAGUUCCUGUUGUCCAUGUUACAGCUGGCAAAUAAAGAUGGCAGAGUCGAACAAGCACCUCCGGUUGGAAAAGGGAUUUUAUCCAUCACAAGAGGAACAAAACAACUCGAUGCAUACGUACACUCGGUUUUCAAAAACAUGAACCGAAUCACCAUGUACUGUUUCCUUCCUUCUUUCUUGAUAUCAGUUGGAGAAGAUGAGUUUCUUUCAAGACUCGGUUUGCAGAUCGAACCCAAGAAAAGGUUGGUCCCACAUGUGUCAGAAGAAGAUGGGGUGAUAGAUAUAUGCACGGUUCUACAGUUGCUCAUUGCUCAUAGCAGAAUCAUCUUUUGCCCUAGUAAUCUUGACACCGAUCUAAUCUGCUGUCUUUGUAUAAACCUGAUCUCGCUUCUACAUGAUCAAAGACCUAAUGCACAGAGCUUAGCAGUGGACAUCCUGAAACAUCUUCUUGUUCACAGAAGAGCUGCACUUGAGGAUCUUCUUGUCUCCAAACCCAAUCAAGGACCUGUUUUGGAUAUAUUACAUGGUGGGUUUGAUUUGCUACUUACUGGAAGCCUGUCUAUCUUCUUUGACUGGCUUCAUAUGUCUGAACUGAUUGUUAAUAAAACCUUGGAACAAUGUGCUGCAAUCAUGUGGGUUCAGUAUGUUGCUGGAUCGGUUAAGUUCCCGGGUGUUCGGAUCAAAGGUAUGGAUGGGAGACGAAAGAAAGAGAUUGGUAGAAAGUCAAGGGAUUCAAUGAAAUUGGACCAAAGACAUUGGGAGCAAGUCAAUGAAAGGAGAAUUGCUCUUGAACUGGUUCGUGAUGCAAUGUCUACUGAACUUAGAGUUGUUCGACAAGAUAAAUAUGGAUGGGUGCUCCAUGCUGAAAGUGAGUGGCAAACACAUCUUCAACAACUCAUACACGAACAAGGGAUAUUCUCAAUGCCCAAAUCCUUUUCAAGCCAAGAACUCGAAUGGCAGCUCUGCCCCAUUGAAGGCCCGUAUAGAAUGCGCAAGAAAUUGGAACGUUGCAAGCUGAAAUAUGAUACUGUGCAAAGCAUUUUAAACGGGAAGUUUGAAUUUGAAGAGCCUUCUAAAGAGAUGACCGGAAACGACAUUGGCGAUUUCGAUUCCGAUUCCGGUCCUUUCUCUAAUCUUUUAUUGAACGAUGGAAAACAGGAAUCUUGUAGUGACGAAAUGUAUGAAGAUUCUGUUUUUAAGGAAUCGGAAGGUGGGAAAGACGAGAAUCCGAUUAGGGUUGGCUGGAAUAACGAUCAGGAUAGUAGCAUUAAUGAUGAUAGUCUUCAUUCUGCUGCUGAAUUUAGCAUGAAGUCCAGCUCAGCAACCGUACCGUUGUCAGAGAGCAUUCAAGAAAAAUCGGUUGUGAGUUCUCCUAAGAAGUCUGCUUCAAUGAGAUUUGAUGAGGUUAAAGGAACGGAAGAUAAAGUGGAUAAAGAAUCGAGCAACAACGGGGAGUAUUUAAUCCGGCCUUAUCUUGAACACACAGAAAAAAUAAAAUUCAGAUACAAUUGUGAAAGAGUUGUGGGUCUUGAUAAACAUGAUGGGAUCUUUCUUAUCGGGGAGCUUUGUUUGUAUGUGAUAGAGAAUUUCUACAUCGAUAAGUCAGGUUGCAUCUGUGAGAAAGAAUGUGAAGAUGAGCUUUCGGUUAUUGAUCAGGCUUUAGGUGUAACAAAGGAUUUCUCUGUUAGUAUGGACUCCCAGUCAAAGCUGACUUCUUCAUGGGCUGUUAAAGCACAUACUGGGGGUAGGGCAUGGGCCUACAAUGGUGGAGCAUGGGGGAAGGAGAAAGUGACAAACAGUGGGAAUGUGCCUCAUUUGUGGCGAAUGUGGAAGCUUAACAGUGUUCAUGAAAUCUUGAAACGUGAUUACCAGCUUCGUCCUGUUGCUGUUGAGAUAUUCAGCAUGGAUGGAUGUAAUGAUCUUCUGGUUUUUCAUAAAAAGGAAAGGGAAGAAGUUUAUAAAAACUUGUCUGCCAUGAAUCUUCCCAGGAACAGCAUGUUGGACACAACGAUAUCAGGAGUAGCAAAACAAGAAAGUGCUUUCAAGAUUAUGGCAAAAUCUUUCUGCAAGAGAUGGCAGAAUGGAGAAAUUAGUAAUUUCCAGUACUUGAUGCAUCUCAACACACUCGCGGGUCGUGGGUACAGUGAUCUUACCCAGUAUCCUGUCUUCCCUUGGGUUCUAUCGGAUUAUGAAAGCGAAAAUCUUGACCUAACUGAUGAAAAAUCAUUCCGGAAACUUGACAAACCCAUGGGAUGUCAAACAGAAGAGGGAGAAGAUGAAUUCAAGAAAAGAUAUGAAAGCUGGGAUGAUCCAGAAAUCCCGAAAUUCCAUUAUGGAUCUCAUUAUUCAAGUGCUGGGAUUGUUCUUUUCUAUCUUUUACGGUUGCCACCAUUCAGCACAGAGAAUCAAAAGCUGCAGGGGGGUCAGUUUGACCAUGCUGACCGUCUUUUCAACAGUGUAAAGGAUACAUGGUCAAGUGCAGCUGGAAGAGGCAACACUUCAGAUGUAAAAGAACUUAUCCCUGAAUUCUUUUACAUGCCAGAGUUUCUUGAAAACAGAUUUGAUCUUGACCUCGGAGAAAAACAAUCAGGAGAAAAGGUUGGAGAUGUUGUGUUGCCUCCUUGGGCCAAAGGUAGUGCUCGAGAGUUCAUCAGAAAGCAUAGAGAAGCUCUCGAAUCUGAUUACGUUUCAGAGAAUCUACAUCACUGGAUCGACCUUAUCUUUGGUUAUAAACAACGAGGAAAGGCGGCUGAGGAAGCGGUGAAUGUAUUCUACCAUUACACGUACGAAGGAAGCGUCGACAUCGACGCGGUCACAGAACCCGCAAUGAAAGCCUCCAUUUUAGCACAAAUCAACCACUUCGGCCAAACACCAAAACAAAUCUUCCAACGGGCCCACGUGAAAAGGAAAAAAGACCGAAAACCCCCUAUCAACCCUCUCAAACACUCCAACUACCUGGUCCCACACGAAAUCCGUAAAUCCGCAUCCUCCAUAGCCCAAAUCGUGACCUCCAACGACAAAAUCCUCAUGGUGGGCCCCAACAACCUCUUGAAACCAAGAACAUACGCCAACUAUGUCGCGUGGGGGUUCCCGGACCGCAGUCUAAGAUACAUAAGCUACGACCAAGACAAGCUUCUUUCAACCCACGAAAACCUCCACGGCGGGAACCAGAUCCGGUGCGCGAGCGCUAGCCACGAUGGUCAGGUCCUCGUCACCGGCGCAGACGACGGUCUCGUCUCCGUUUGGCGCGUCGGGACCCACCCCGGGUUCCGCGCACCGCGAAGCUUACACCUCGAAAAAUCUCUCUCCGCUCAUACAGACAAAAUCACGUGUCUCCACAUCUGCCAACCUUACAUGGUGAUCUUAAGCGGUUCAGACGAUUGUUCAGUCAUCAUAUGGGAUUUAAGCUCGUUGGUUUUCAUCCGCCAGCUUCCGGAAUUCUCCUCCCCGGUUUCCGCCAUUUACAUGAACGAAUUAACCGGCGACAUCGUGACCGCCGCCGGAAUCAUGCUGGCGGUGUGGAGCGUGAACGGCGACUGUCUCGCGGUGGUGAACACUUCGCAGCUCCCGUCCGAUUUCAUCGUGUCGGUCACGACGUGUACGUUUUCCGAUUGGCAGGAGACGAAUUGGUUCGUGUCGGGGCAUCAGAGUGGUGCUGUGAAAGUGUGGCAAAUGGUUCAUAACUCGAGUGAGGUUUUCGAGACGCCACACAGUAAACAUUUUGCUACGAAUUUGUCGUUUGGGUUUGGGCUUGAGAAGGUGCCUGAGUAUACUUUGGUUUUGAGGAAGGUUUUGAGAGGGCAUAAACAUUCGGUCACUGCUCUUCAUCUGACCGGGGACUUGAAGCAGCUUUUGAGCGGUGAUUCGGGCGGGCAUUUGAUUUCGUGGACGUUGCCCGAUGAAAGCUUGAGGAAUUCUAUCAGAAGGGGGUGAGAUUUGGGUUUUUUUUAGGUAAAUUGUAAUCAUGUUUAUUUAGAAAGGAAAGAAAAAAAAAGGAACCUAAAUGAGAUUUGGUUCGACAUCCGUCCACCUAACACGAAAGGGCUGACCCUAAGACUUUGGGAGAGUGAUGGUAAGUAAUAUUAUGGUUUUGGUGGCCGGAAUUGUUUUUUGUGUUUUUAUGAAAGCUGGGAGGGAAUGUGGGGACUAUUUGUGUACAUAGAAGAAGAAUGGAUGGAUGGUUGUUAUAUUUGGAUAUUUGUAUAGAGUUGUGAAACAAACAGUUAGUAAAGGGGAGGAACUGUAACUGUAGUGCACUGUUACCCCCUAUUUUGGUCUGGGGUUUUUACGGGGUUCGGUUCUGUUGUGUUUUUAAUUCUCUCAUUUUUUGUUCCAUUUGUAAGAAUAUGAAUAUGCAUUCACACAAAUAUGAUUUCUUAUAGUAGUCAAGUUUAAGAUUUGA